AUGUCCAAACCGACCACUGCACCCACGAAUCUCACCCCACAAUUCUGCUUCAACACCCGCGUGCUUCGGGACUUCCUGCGCCUCUCCCGUGCCAGCAUAGACGACAGCAUAUCAACGAACCUCAACGCCCUACUCACACCAGCCUCGACAGCGCCCUUCGAUCCGUCCUCCACGUCGAUACGAAACCCGUCGCUACCGACAUCAUUAACUCGGGCGCCUAUACCGAAGGAGACGAGCCGGACAUUUAUACAUUCUGUUUUGUUCCCGAGCUGGCAGGCCCGCGCUGACGUGAUUUCAUACUGCACAAGCGUGGCGACAAGUCCGGAUCCCAACGAUCCGGACCUGAUCGAGCGAGAAGCCUUGAACAGACGGGACGCGGAACGGAUCGUGAAUGAGCGGCUCGAUCCGUAUUCGGGACGGUUUUUUCCAAGGGAGUCGCGGGCAGAAAUGCUGGCUGGGUUACUGAGGACCGAGAACGCCGUGGAGCAGAUCGUGCGGACUCGGACGUGGGGAGUCGUCCAGGACCGGUGCGAGGGCGUCGAUGAGGUGACGUGGGAUGAGGCUGUGGAUAAGUGGCGAGAGGGGAGGAGAUGA
Messenger RNA from Cladophialophora yegresii CBS 114405, 594 nucleotides. RefSeq lists its product as uncharacterized. The record is from RefSeq and is a predicted model, not a curated record. NCBI's taxonomy places the organism in Eukaryota, Fungi, Ascomycota, Eurotiomycetes, Chaetothyriales, Herpotrichiellaceae. The coding region runs from base 1 to 594 and encodes 197 amino acids. Gene Ontology annotation, cellular component: mitochondrial intermembrane space; mitochondrion. The transcript has a single exon.